AUGAUCAAGCCGCCAGCGAUGGGCGUCUUUGCCCGCGACCCGCCUACAACAGCCAGAGGGGGUGCAUCGCCUGCGUCCUCCGCCACUCACUUGCCGCAACCGUCCGCCGAUCCCUCUUCAUCUUCCAGUCGACUUCUACCUGCCGACGAGCCACCAUCAGACCCAAUCAAUCCGGAGGAGGAGCCAGCGCAAGAUGACGAUGACCAGGGCACAGUCGACGAAGAGGCCGGCGUCAUUCGUUGUAUUUGUGGAUGCGAUGACGACGAUGGUUUCACCAUCCAGUGCGACAGAUGUCUGGUCUGGCAACAUUGCGCUUGCUUUGGCAUGUCGCAAGCCUCGGUUCCCGAUGAAUACCUUUGCGAGCAAUGCGAUCCUCGUCCUGUCGACGUCGCUUUUGCCCAGGCACAUCAGCAGAAGCGCAAGAACAACGAAGCACGAAAGGCCCUCAUGGAUCGCAACCUCAAACGACAGGCACAGGCACUCGCUUCCAACAACUACACCCAGACCUAUCUUGCCCAGGACGCCGUUCCUUCCCCAACUUCCAGCACACAUGCCCCUUCUGCCUCCACAGCCGCUCAAGAAGCCACGUCAGCGACCCAGCAGCCGGCCCAUCCCGCGUCAAUAUCGACAUCAGCAGCAGCUGCUCGCUCGCGAAAGCCGAGUCAGGCACUUGACCUCACCAACACGCAGUUCGUCGUACCAGAACUUCCUGCUAGCGUAGGGACUGCCCAGAGAGGCGGCAGUGCCAAACAGCGCAAAGGCCAGAAAGGGUCCCGUAGAGGCUUCGACACCCCCUCGUCUGUUUCCACUCCGGUCCGAGGCGUCUUCACUCCCGGCAGCUCGCACGAACGCGCAGAUGACCCCUUCGACCUCGCCGAUCAGCUCGAGGCUUGGCACGUCGAGUUCACUCCCGUCACCAAAAACACGGUGGCUGAGCCGUCGAUCGUCGAGAAUCUCGCCAUGGCCAUGCUCGAUUGGGAGGAGGGCAGCCCCCUCAAAGCCGUCCAGGGUCCAGCAGGUCGUGCUAUUGCUCCCACUGCGUACCGGCUUUCCCACAGCAGCAAGCUCGCGCACUCGGAAAUCUAUCCGUCUUCCUCAUCGACAUCGUCACCGUCGUCCCCAUCGCCGCGCGCACUCGGCUCGCCCAUUCCCGAGGCUGCCUUGAUCGGCAUCUCCGCUGUUGGUCAGGAGUGCAUUCCUGUCGAGAUGUCAGGGCCUUCGCUUGCCGACCUUGCUUGCCGAACGUAUGUCAAGCACAUCUCCGAGUCGGCAUCGGCCGGCGUCUUCAGCAACCUCCUGUACGUCAACAACUCGGCGGACGAGCCUCAGCGCAGCUGGUGUGCUUCGCGGGCGUUCUCACGACCGGUCAUGCAUGGUCUCUUUGCCGACGGCUCGAUCCCCGCUGGUGCCUUCAUCACUGAGCUCCGCGGCGAGCUCUACAGCGCCGACGCCUACCGCAACAAUCCGAUCAAUCAGUACGCUGCGCUGGGUGCCACCAAGCCGCAUGUUCAUCUGCUCCCGCCACCGCUCAACCUCGCCAUCGACGCUCGCAGAUACGGAAACGAAGCCCGUUUUGCUCGCUUCAGCUGUCAUCCCAAUGCAGUCCUCCGCCCGAUCCUCUUCCGUCCAAACGGUCAGUCUUCCGCCCGUUCCCGCACCAGCUCGAGGGCACAGUCGCCCGCUGCGACCCUCGCAUUGUCCUCAAGACACAGCAGGCAUGCCGAUACCCCGCCCGUCGAGAUCCGCUCCGACGAGCCGCAGCUGGUCUUUGGACUCUUUGCCCUCACCGACAUUCCGAGAACGCACGAGAUCACAUUGGGCUGGGAAUGGGACGACGCUCAUAUUGUGCACUUCCUGCCCGAGUUGGUGCAGAACCCGUUCCUCGAAUCACGCCACCUCGACGUCGAUGCCAAUCAGCACACCGCCAACAUGGUGGCACUGGCCGAAAAGGGCGAAUUCCCAUAUGCCGAGACCGAGUUCUCGGCUAAGAUGAGCACAGUGGCCGCCGCGCUUCUGGGCUCUGUCCUAUGCGCCUGCAUCGGCUCGGCGGCUCCGCCCGGUGGCGGAGGUGGUGCGAGCGCCAACAAUGGACGCAAGCAGGACUGCGCCGUAGCACAGAUGCUCAGAGUGGGCAACGGCAUGUCGCUUCUGAACGUUAACAUGCCCGGUAAGGCCAACCGGAGAGCAAAGCUGCCCGACUUCUCGCCGUUGGUCGGCGUUCGGAGGUACUGGAGGCCGUACAGCUUGCCGCCUACGCCCGAGACCUCGGCGAAGGACAGCGCGUCACCUGUUGACCAUGCCGUGCUCGACGCAUUAGCACCCGAAGCUGGCACGCUGAACGGUAUGGACGUGGACGACGAGAUGGGAUGCGGCAGCAACGAGAAGAAUGCCAGGCGCGGUAAGCGUCGCAAAGGAGACAGAGCAAAGCAGGACCGCAUGCAGGUCGACGGCGAUCUGGCCGCAUCGGACGCGGACGAUGGCGACGACACGCGGUCUAUCGCCUCCUCGCUUACGGACCCUCUAUCUGGCCUUAGCGAUGAUGACACACUCAGCGAAGAGGAGGACCACGAUCUUAUGGAUGCGCUGCGUGCCGCCGACGACUUGCCCUCUCGUCGAAGACCCGGCAAUAGCGGUGAUGCGGACGCGGUGGACACAGAGCUCUCUGGUUUGUUUCUGCUGCCUCCCAAGAAGCGCUCGAUGCGCACUCGCAUCAAGGCGAUCCUCGCGCCGUCCGACGAUGACGAGGCCAUGGACGAGCAAGUCGCUGACAGGGACGAGGAAGUCCAGCGAAGUAAGGGAGUCAAGGGCACGACCAAGGUCAAAGCAGGUGCGAAGCGCAAAGGAAAGGCAGAUCCUGGUCGCGCAGCGCCUGACUUCUCGUCGGACGAAGACAAAGACGACGGCGGCUACGAUUCGACAACGACCCCGAUCAAGAAGCGCCGAAAGGCAGGCAACAUUGUGGAUCCCAGCUCGCCCCUCUCUUCGGUUCCAUCGCCCCACACGGACGACUCCAACGCCAGCCCGCCAACGCCUGUGCCACGUCUAUCGAAGAAGAAUCGUCUCGAGACCGAGAAGCGUAUGUCGGAUGUGGAGCUGUCCAAGAAGAAGCGUGCCGCCAAGCGCGGCGGUGACCGCAAGGGCAAGACUUCGGAGCCUCGACCCAAGGAAUCGGCGUCGAAGCGUCGCAAGAGGGAAGAGGCGCGCAUUCAUCGCAAUGCUAUCCUCGAUCUAGGCGAUUCGGAGUCCAGCCAGGAUGAUCUGUCGGAGCAGGAGUCAGCCGAAGAGGAAGAUAACGCUGUGGCAAAUGCCGAUAGCCGCGCAUCCACGCCGCGUGCAGCCGCCAAGCAAGCGAAGAACGUCGGCGACGCGACUGGGCCCAAGAAGGCCAAGAGGGAUCUCCUCCCGUCAUCACCCAUCGUGGCAGAGGAUCAGACGCUUGCCAAGGAAGACACGCCGACGAAGACCAAGAAGGUGCGACGCAUCGUGUCCGACUCAGAGGCGAGCAGUGAUGGGGAAGAAGCCGCUCCUGCACCUUUAGAGGAGGAAGAGAUCGGAUCGAAGCAGGAGCCUGCCGUCGCCGCAUCGAAGCCGGAAGCGGUCGAUAGCAAGCCUGCUGAGGCCAACCUCAAGAUCGAGACCGACACAGCCAAGCUUGACGCUGCUGCAGCCAGUCUAACGUCAAAAGCCGCGGCGACAUCCGCACCCGCACCUGCGCCUGUGCCGGAAGUCAAGAAGGAGGAGCCCAGAGUCAAGCUGUCCUUGGCCGAAUACAAGCGUCGACUCGCCGAACGCCGUGUCUCGGCGCAACAAGUCCCCACUUCGUCGUCCGGUCCGCUCACGCCUUCUCUUGCCACGCCGACGUCCGAGGUCACACCAUCGCCUUCGCCAGCCGUCGAAGGGAGCAAUCCUCUGCCGUCCUCAUCGCUUCGAUCUUCGGAACCUCCGUCCGUUAUGGCUGCCGGGGCGGAGACCAUUUCGACACCCACUGGCGUGAUCCCGCCGGCCAUCUCAAGCGUGCCGGUCAUCACCGAGCCCGCUAAGCCUCCGACAGCAUCAGUCUCAGCAGCAGCGCCGCGGAGCGUGCUCUUCACGUCCAUCUCGGCGCCAACAGCGAUUCGCUCUGUUGAGAUCCCGAAGUCACCUUCGCCGGAGCCGGCACCUGCUCAGGUCCCGGCGGGCGGGGCUUCUUUGGGAGCAGCAUCGGCUGUAAUGCCCUCUCAAGAGGUCCUCGCGCCCGUUGCUUCAUCCAUCGAGGCAGGUACUGUCAGCAGCACAGCCGGCCCUGCGUCGUCACCGGCUUCCAACACGAGCACUCUGCCCAGCGCAGGCGCAGGUUCUGACACGCCAGCCUUGCUGAUGCGUCUAGAGACGAUCCGUGGCCGAGCCGCAUCCGUCUCGCAGCAGCCAGGUGGUGGUGACAAGGACCCGCAGCAACAAGGCACGGCCGGCAAUGUCGCAGCAGCAGACGUAGAUGGAUUCGCCAAGCCUCAGUCUCACAGCACAGCGCCGACAACGGCGCCGACAACGCCCGGAUUGGGUGCUACAUCCUCGACUCCGAUGCGAUCGCCUUCGCUUGGGCCUAUUAGGGUGCAACCCCCGCACUCUCCAUCGGGCUCAGCCACCUUCAACCCCCCGAGAGGUCCUCGUGCGUUCAUGAGUCCUCCCAGCGCUUCGUUGGCCCCUUCGUCGAUGGCUCCGACAUCGAGCGUCACCGCUGGCAGCGUCAGCAGCGCGGCAGCACCCGCGUUAUCAUCAGCCGCAGCACCGGUCACCUCACCAGCAGUCACAUCGACUCCAGCCCGCAUCGGCAUCGCCGGCGUCGCAGCUGGGAUGGCCAACACGCCCUCCUCAGCCAGCUCGGCGAGUUCCACAGCAUCCACACGCUACGCUCCCCCCAGCCUCACCUCGCCCACGCCGGCGACCACGGCACUGCCUCGAAGCGCAGGCGGCUACCCACCUCGCGACUACGCCGGAGUGCCCAAGGGCCCCUCGAGCAUGCGAGAUGCCGACCCGCGCGCCGACGCCUGGGCGGAAGCGCGCGAGGCACGCGAGGCGCGAGGCGGCGACUACUACGGCGCCCCGCCGCGCCACCACGACAGCGCCGGGGCAGGCCGCGACAUGGGUUGGGGCGAGAGACCGCGCGAGCCUGCUGCGGGAUGGGGUCGCCGAGAUCCCACGUAUCGCGAUGCUCCUCCCGCAGGCGCAGGGUAUGCGAGGGACGAAGCGGCCUAUCCGUACCGCCGACCGUCUGCGACGGAAUACGAUGAUGCAGGAGGACCGGCAUACGAUCGGCCCGCGGACCCAUACAAUCGCGGAAUUGUCGUGCGCGGUCGCAGCCUUAUCGGUGGUGGUGGCGCGGCGCCACCCGCAGCAGGGACAGCACAACCACCAGCGAGAGAGUAUAGGGAGUACGACGAGGGUGCCCCCAGGGGCGGGUACCGGGGCGGCGGAUGGGGUGGCAGGGGUAGACCGCGCGGUGGGAGAGGACGCGGAUGGAUGCGCUAG
Messenger RNA from Kalmanozyma brasiliensis GHG001, 5505 nucleotides. RefSeq names its product Zinc finger, PHD-finger. The transcript has a single exon. Lineage: Eukaryota; Fungi; Basidiomycota; Ustilaginomycetes; Ustilaginales. Gene Ontology annotation, molecular function: protein binding. The record is from RefSeq and is a predicted model, not a curated record. Bases 1 to 5505 code for a protein of 1834 amino acids.